Tachyglossus aculeatus (Australian echidna) is the source of this 1041-nucleotide messenger RNA. It is a transcript of the gene CDPF1, whose product is annotated as cysteine rich DPF motif domain containing 1. The record is from RefSeq and is a predicted model, not a curated record. The transcript has 4 exons. NCBI's taxonomy places the organism in Eukaryota, Metazoa, Chordata, Mammalia, Monotremata, Tachyglossidae. The coding region runs from base 431 to 784 and encodes 117 amino acids.
GCGGAGGCCCAGUUUCGUGGGUUUUUUUCUCCCUCUUUCGCUCUCUCCCGCCCCCUGGCGGCGGGAAGCGCGAUGUGCGCGUGCGCGGAGGCCCAGUUUCGUUUUUAUUUUUUCUCUUUCUUUCUCUCCCGCCCCCUGGCGGCGGGGAGCGCGGUGUGCGCGUGCGCGGAGGCUCAGUUUCGUGGUUCUUUUUUCCCCCUCUCUCUCCCCCGCCCCCUGGCGGCGGGGAGCGCGGUGUGCGCGUGCGCGGAGGCCCAGUUUCGUGUUUUUUUUCUCCCUGUUUCUCUGUCCCCCGCCCCCUGGCGGCGAGAAGCGCGGUGUGCGCGUGCGCGGAGGCCCAGUUUCGUGUUUUUCUUUUUCUCUUUCGCUCUCUCCCGCCCCCUGGCGGCGGGGAGCGCGGUGUGCGCAUGCGCGGAGGCCCGGGCCCGAGAUGGCGUCGGCAGGGCUGUUCAAGUGCCAACUGUGUGGCCUGUCGGCCCCCUCCAGCUACGUGGGACGCAGGCCGCCCGACUCACGCUCCGUCGUCCUGCUGGAGGACAGCUAUGUCACGCGGGACCCGUUCGCCCCCAGCAAGGACAAAUUCCUCAUCCUCGGCUCCCACUGCGCUCUGUGCAACAAGCCAGUCUGCGCCGGCCCGGGAUGCAGCUUGUUCUACUCCAAGCGGUUCUGCCUGCCCUGCGCUUGGGGAACCAUCGACGUGUUCCCCCAGGAAAUCCGCCACGAUCUGGAGAAAAAGAAAGCCGAGUCGAAACCCUCGUCCAAAAAGCCGGACUCGAGGACGUAAGUGGGUGGGAUUGGCAGGCGGGGUCGCGGGGGCGACGUCCCCAAGGGCCCGGAGCCCAGGUCUCCGUGACACCCCCCACCCCGCCAACCCACCUCCCCCAAGCCACGAAAGAAGGACCUCCGUUCCCGAAUGCUUUUUCUCAUAAGCAUCGUUAAGUAGAGAGAGAAGGAGGCGACGAGGGAGAGAGAGGAUGGGGGGGAUUCGGGGCGGCCGUCUUGUGACCCAGCGGGCCGUCGGAAUAAAUGGAUUCCAAAACC